AUGUCGACACCGACGACAGCCACUGCGACGCUGCCUCAAUAUUCCAGCUUCCACCCGUUUUCACACCAGUCGUCCUACUUGCAGGCUCUACCUGCUCCAUAUUCCCAGGUCUCGACCUCGACGGGAAUCCAUCUUCCUCCACCGGCAGCGAUGACGAACGGGGUGGCCGUGUCGAGCCAUGCUCGGGCGCCGCUCUAUUCCAGCAGCUCGUCGCAGUCGCACUACGCGUCUGUAAGAGACAUCGAAGGGCCAGGCCCAGUACACGGCACGUCCUUGGCCGAAAACCCGACACAGACCAGCACCACAGCCACGGCUGCACCCUCACGGUCGCCCGAGGGUACGUUCUCGCGAAAACGACGUCGGUCUGGCCCUCCGGACUGGGAGUCAUUUUACAAGAACGGCCUGCCGCAGGAGGCGGCCAACGUGGAUGGAGAACAGCACUCGGCCAAAAAGCGGAGGCGGCUCGACGAGUCGCUGUCGACGACCAGCACGCUGGUCGCGAGCGGCCGCUACGACCCCGUCUACAAUUAUCCUCAGCCCAGCGGGUCGACAGCGUCCAGCGAGCGGACCAAUUCCAACUCGUACGCCAACGCUGCCGCGACAGCCGCAAAUACCGCAACGUCGUCGCUCGCGUCAACCCGUGGCUACCCGGCGGCCUACGAGGCCACGGCUGCCAGCCAGAAGCUGAGGAGGACCACCCGCCAGCAGGCGGCAAACGAAUCCAAGAAGAGAGACCCGGACAUGACUGUGAUGGGCCUUGCCUUUACUCACUAUCGCCCACCUCCUCUUCCGCCCGUCAAGGCACCGGAGGUAGAGGUCAAAGUGAUCCAUGACGCACGUUACGACAAGAGCGUCAAGGUCGACGACGAGGACGGCCAUUACAUUGUUGUGCCAGACGCCGACCUGACCGAACGCUACCAAUUGGUCAAGCUGCUCGGCCAAGGCACUUUCGGCAAGGUCGUGCAGGCCCGUGAUCGUCGGAGCAAGAAGCUGGUGGCUAUUAAGAUCAUUCGAUCUGUGCAGAAAUACCGUGAUGCGUCCCGCAUAGAACUACGUGUUCUCGAGACGCUCAAAGCCAACGACCGGGAGAACCGGAACCGCUGCAUCCACCUGUUCGAAUGCUUUGACUUCCGCGGACACAUUUGCAUUGUGAUGGACCUUUUGGGCCAGAGCAUCUUUGACUUUCUGAAGGGCAACACGUUUGUUCCAUUCCCCAACAGCCAGAUACAGAGUUUUGCACGGCAGCUCUUCACCAGCGUUGCAUUCUUGCAUGAUCUACAACUUAUCCACACGGAUCUGAAGCCUGAGAACAUCCUACUCGUCGACGCAAACUACCAGACAUUUACAUACAACCGCAAAAUCCCGUCGUCUUCUACGAUUGUAGCGCGGCAAGCCUCACAGCGAAGAGUGCUUCUGGACACGGAGAUACGGUUGAUUGACUUUGGGUCUGCCACAUUCCAAGACGAAUAUCACUCUUCUGUCGUGUCGACGCGCCACUACCGGGCGCCAGAAAUCAUACUCGGCCUCGGCUGGUCGUUCCCGUGCGACAUCUGGAGCAUAGGCUGCAUUCUUGUGGAGUUCUUUACGGGCGAUGCACUCUUCCAGACCCACGAUAAUCUCGAACAUCUAGCGAUGAUGGAAGCGGUGUGCGACUGCCGCAUCGAUGCGCACCUCGUACAGCAGGUGACCAAAUCACCUCGACACGGAGGCAACCCGGCGUCAAAAUACUUCAAAAGGGCCAAGCUUAACUACCCGACGACAGAAACGACGCGGGCAUCCCGGAGAUUUGUCAAGGCUAUGAAGAGGUUAAAUGACAUCAUCCCACGCAGCAAUAAUUUCUUGAAGCAGUUCCUGGACCUGCUCAAGCGCAUUUUUGUGUACGACCCAGCCAAGCGGAUCACGGCAAAGGAGGCGCUGCUACACCCUUGGUUCCGGGAGGUGGCGCUUCAGGACGACGGGACGGUGGCGGCAAAGAUCCGGCAAGAGCGGGCGGCAGCGUCCAGCUGA
Messenger RNA from Grosmannia clavigera kw1407, 2007 nucleotides. RefSeq names its product protein kinase. The coding region runs from base 1 to 2007 and encodes 668 amino acids. Lineage: Eukaryota; Fungi; Ascomycota; Sordariomycetes; Ophiostomatales; Ophiostomataceae. Gene Ontology annotation, molecular function: protein kinase activity; ATP binding. The record is from RefSeq and is a predicted model, not a curated record. Gene Ontology annotation, biological process: protein phosphorylation. Gene Ontology annotation, cellular component: nucleus. The transcript has 7 exons.